UUUUCUUCAAGCAAAGUAUUGUGUACUUACUGAGGAGUCCCUAGUGCUUUAGAAUUGUUAAAAAUCUUUGUUGGGCACACCAUUGAAGAUGAGGUCGAAAGAUUUUUCUUUUAUCAUCAUAUUCAUCAUCUCAGGAAAACUCUUUGCAGAAGAGAAAACUUGUGGUCUUCCUAGUGUGGAAAAUGGAAGAAUUGCACAAUAUUACUAUUCUUUUAAAAGAUAUUACUUUCCAAUGAGAAUAAAUAAAACACUGUCAUUUGCCUGCUUGGCUGGUUAUACAACUGAAACUGGAAAGCAAGAGGAGCGAAUCACAUGUACCCAGGAGGGCUGGUCUCCAGAACCACAGUGCUUCAAAAAGUGCACUAAGCCUGAGCUGAGAAAUGGUUACAUCUCUGAUGUAAAAUUAAUGUACAAAAUUCAAGAGAACAUGCGUUACGGUUGUAAUUCAGGAUAUAAAACCACUGGAGGAAAGGAUGAAGAAGUGGUUCAAUGUCUUGCUGAUGGAUGGUCUCCUCAACCUACCUGUAGGGAAGAACAUGAAACAUGUUUGGUCCCUGAAUUAUAUCAUGGAAAUUAUUCCACAACACAGAAAACAUUCAGAGUGAAGGACAAAGUACAGUAUGAGUGCGCUCCUGGCUACUAUACAGCGGGAGGAAAGAAGACCGAAGAGACAGAGUGUCACACGUACGGAUGGGCCCUCACACCAAAAUGUACCAAGUUAAAAUGCUCUUCUUUAAAAUUAAUACAAAAUGGUUAUUUUCAUCCUAUUAAGCAAACGUAUGAAGAAGGAGAUGUUGUUCAGUUUUUCUGUCAUGAAAAUUAUUAUCUAAGUGGAUCUGACUUAAUUCAGUGCUAUAACUUUGGUUGGUACCCAGAAUCUCCUGUAUGUGAAGGAAGAAGAAAUCGAUGUCCUCCUCCACCUCUGCCUCUAAACUCCAAAAUCCAAACACAUUCAACAACUUACCGUCAUGGAGAAACAGUUCAUGUAGAAUGUGAGCUUAAUUUUGAGAUACAAGGAUCAGAAGAAAUACGUUGUGAAAAUGGAAAGUGGACAGAACCUCCGAAAUGCAUUGAAGAAAAGAAGACACCCUGUGGGAAUCCACCCUUCAUUGAGAAUGGUGCAGCAAACCUGAACUCUACGAUUUAUUACAAUGGGGAUAAAGUGGCAUAUGAAUGUAAAAGUGGGUAUCAUCUCCGUGGAGCCACAGAAAUUACUUGUAAACGUGGAAAGUGGACACGUCCUCCUGAGUGCAUUGAAAAUAUUGAGAAUUGUAAGCCUCCACCUAAUGUAAUAAAUGGGGCUGUCGUUGAUGGAUUAUUAGCAAGCUACACAACAGGAUCCUCAGUGGAAUAUAGAUGCAACGAAUAUUACUUAUUGAGUGGAGCAAAAGUAUCUCAUUGUGAACAAGGAGAAUGGUCAUCCCCACCUAUUUGCUUAGAGCCGUGUACUAUUAACGUGGAUCGCAUGUACAGAAAUAACAUAGAGAUGAAGUGGAAGUAUGAAGGAAAAGUCUUACAUGGAGAUUUAAUAGAUUUUGUAUGUAAACAAGGAUAUGACUUAUCUCCAUCAAACUCAUUGUCUGAAUUGUCUGUACAGUGCAAUAGAGGAGAAGUGAGAUAUCCUUUAUGUAUUAGAAAAGAAUCUAAAGGAACAUGUGGAGCUCCUCCACUUAUUAAAAAUGGAGUCAUAAUUAGUUCGACAUUAGGCAUCUAUGAAAACGGUUCCUCAGUAGAAUACAGAUGUUUUGAUCACCAUUUCCUUGAAGGGUCUAGGGAGUCCUAUUGUUUAGAGGGAGUGUGGACUACACCACCAUCGUGUUUAGAGCCUUGCACAUUAUCUUUUGUUGAAAUGGAAAAUAAUAAUGUAUUCCUGAAAUGGGAUUUUGACAAUAGACCGUAUAUUUUCCAUGGCGAGUAUAUUGAGUUUCUUUGUAAGAGAGAUACAUAUAUAGCUGAGUUCUCAAUGAUUGGAUCUGAACUCAGAGUACAAUGUGACAGAGGGCAGUUAAGAUAUCCAAGAUGCAUUCACAAAGGAUGAUGUCUUAUCAACAACCCUUAAGGACAUAAAAUAUAUGGCAGAAAGAAGAAUGGCGUAUCAUCACAUCAUUAAAUCCUUUACAAAACAUAAUUUUUAGAAGAAAAAUUACAAAUCUCUACGUUUUAGCUUUCUUGAAGAUUUAAAUAUAAAUUGUCUAUGUCAAAUAUUUUUUAUUUAUAAAUAAGCCAGAACAUGUUUCCUUCCUAGUUUGACUGAAUUGACUGAAUUCCAUCUGUUAAAAAGAUUGAUCCAUACGUCAAAAUGUUUGUUUCCUAAUAUCCAUUCAUUGUGAUAUGUUGUUGCCUUCGAGAUAUUUGUCCUUAUCAUAUUCAUUAAUAUUAAGGUUUUCUGUUACUCUUAAUUCAAUCUUUAUGUCACUAUUAAUGAACCAAACACACUAGAGAUAAGAAACUAUACAUCUUAUUGGAAGAUUUACUUUAUUAAAUACAGAAGAGACUUCCCUUUACACUUUCUAAAUGUAAAGAACCUUAAAAAUUAAUUAUAGGGGUGCCUGGGUGACUCAGUGGUUGAGUGUCUAACUUUGGCUCAGGUCAUGAUCCCAGGGUCCUGGAAUUGAGUCCCACAUCAGGCUCCCUGCAAGGACCCUGCUUCCCCUCUGCGUCUCUGCCUCUCUGUCUCUCAUGAAUAAAUAAGUAAAAUCUUAAAAAAAAAAUAACUGUAGUAUUAGCUUAAAGGCUAAUAAUUAAAUUUUAAAUUGGUGAACUAUCCACAUGUUAAAACGUUGCCCAAGGAAUAUGGCUAAAAACAAAUAACAACUCUUUCCAUUUUUAUAUUUUGCACUUUCAAGUAAUUGUUGGAAUGAUGCAGAUUAUAACAUCAAAAAUCAGUCCUGCAGCCUGACAUUGUCAGUAUUACCAAGGUCUGUUGAAGACUUUUUAUACCCACAGUGUCACUUUCUGAUUUGAUUAACAGUUAUAUAUCUAAUUGUUAUUAGGGUUCAUUCAUAAGCACUGUAAUAGCACUACUUGGGUACUAGGACCACUGGUAGGACUAGUUGUUGUUAUCAGAACAGCACAUUUUCUUAUCUAGAAGCUAUUUAGUUCACCUAACUCAAGACCUUCUCAAUAUGAUGACAUUCUUUAAAUCUCCAAGUAACAAUUUUCUAAUGAAGGACAGCUAGGCCUAAUCCUAGCUGUGGAUUACAUGUGAAUUCAUGUGGAUUACAUGUGAAUGUGGAUUACAUGUGAAUUCAUUAUUAAACGUAUAUUUCAGAACUGUCCUCGAGUUCAUAAUCACUCUUUUAAUAUUCUAUAGUCAUUAUCCACAGUGGAUCCCAUAACACUGAAAUUUGCUUGAAAUUAAAUGUCAAUAGAAAAGUGUUCACCACUUUCAUUUGAUUGAAAAUUCAUCAAUCCAUUCAUAAACAAUAUUGAACACCUGCUAUAUAUAUCCCAGAAAACAGAUUUGCUCAACUGUCAUAGGACUAUGUAUUUAGUAUUACCAUAUAUUCUGAUUUUUUAAUUGUGCAAUCUACUGACUUUUCUAUGUGGAGGGGGAAACUAAAAAUAUUUUGUGAAUAAUGUGGUUCACGAGCUGUUGAUAUGUAAACCCCAAAUGUUAAAUAAAUGAAUGUGUAAAAAAAUGCAA
Molecule: messenger RNA, 3646 nt
Organism: Canis lupus familiaris (dog)
Lineage: Eukaryota; Metazoa; Chordata; Mammalia; Carnivora; Canidae
Gene: F13B
Product: coagulation factor XIII B chain
Exons: 12
Coding region: 89-2038 (649 amino acids)
Source: RefSeq, a predicted model, not a curated record